GCCCGGCCGUGGCGGAGGCGCGCGCGGCGCUGGCGGCGCUGCAGCCGCCGCCUGAGAUCGCGGCCUUCCAGGCCGCCAAGGAGGUGUUUGAUGAGGUGGCGCGCCACCACCCCAUCCUGAGGGGCGUCCUGGAGACACUCAUAGGGGAGAUCGGCAGCAAGUUCAUGACUCACCCGCGGGAGCGGCUGCUGGCCGUCGUGACGGCCCUGCUGACGCGCUGCUACAAGAUGCACAUGUCAGGCGUCGCGGCCGUCAACGAUACACUCACGCGGGAGCUCUCAGGCGUCUGCAAGGCCUGCUUCAGCAGCGACGCUGGCGGCAAGGCGCGCGGCGUGCACAUCGAGCCCAACGUGCGGGAGGCGUUUGUGCGCGACCUCAACCCGGAGGCCCCCACGUUCCCCAAAAAUCUGGGCGACCUCACAAACCGCCUCAAGGCCUGGAGGAACAAACUGCAGGUGCUGGCUCCUGAGUCGGCCUUGAAGCCGCCCGUCCUGCUUGGCCCCGCCCUCGUGUCUCUGUGA
Monoraphidium neglectum is the source of this 521-nucleotide messenger RNA. RefSeq lists its product as hypothetical. NCBI's taxonomy places the organism in Eukaryota, Viridiplantae, Chlorophyta, Chlorophyceae, Sphaeropleales, Selenastraceae. The annotation marks the transcript as partial. The transcript is spliced from 6 exons. The record is from RefSeq and is a predicted model, not a curated record.